AUGCCCCCGGACUACUCUGAAAAUGGGCUCAUGGAACCUGUUGAGGCAGCAGUGGAGGUGGAGGUAGCUGUAGGGGCAGCAGUGGAGGUGGAGGUAGCUGUAGGGGCAGCAGUGGAGGUGGAGGGGUUUUUACCAGAUUUGCCUGUAAAAAUAUAUAAUAAAAUUUAUUUUAAUUUUAUUUCGUUUCAGUUACCGUCUAAUGCUACAGAAUGGCUCAAGAUCUCAAAAGUCUUUGAAGAAAAAUGGAAUUUUCCCCACGUAAUAGGGUCCAUUGAUGGAAAACAUGUAACGUUAAAACAGCCUGCAAAUACUGGAAGCCAAUUUUUCAACUACAAACAAAACUUUAGCAUCGUGCUGUUGGGUAUAGUGGACGCAAAUUGCAACUUUAUUUUUGCUGAUGUCGGUUGUCAAGGGCGUAUCUCAGAUGGAGGUGUCUUAGCAAACAGUGCUAUUUAUGAAAGGCUGGAGCGACGGGAGUUAAAUAUACCUGCUCCUGAAAUUUUGCAAAUUCCCUACAACAUCGAGGUGCUAUAUUUCUUUUUGGGUGAUCAAGCCUUUGCAUUUAAAGAAUAUUGCCUUCGACCUUUCAGCGGAAUGCAUGCAGCAAACUCAAUUGAACGUUUGUUCAAUUACAGACAUUCACGCGCUCGUCGAACAGUUGAAAACGGUUUUGGUAUUGAUGCAAAGGUGUGGAGAGUUUUGGCAAAACCAAUGGAAUUGGAACCAGAUGUAGCGGAAAAAGUUGUCCUUGCAACAAUACAUCUGCACAAUUUCAAACGCAGACAUCUACUUUGGAACUAUAAUUCAACACUUCUUGCACGCUCUAGAAAUAUGGCAUCUACAUCUGAAGAAUCUAACGUUGAAUCCACUACUUCAAUGUUACCUCUUCGACAUGUUGCUUUGAGACCGACUAGAGUGUCGCAAAUCAUGCGAUUGCACUUGGCGCGACAUUUGAAAUUAAACGAUCCACUUCCGUUUUCUCUACCACAGCCUCGUAGAAUAACUUAAUGUAAAAUUCAGCCGGCAACCACUACCAUUCUACACACACACUUUUUUACUUACACUAUUUAGCGUUCGACGCGGAACAACCGUG
This is a messenger RNA of Anopheles coluzzii, 1093 nucleotides long. RefSeq lists its product as uncharacterized. The record is from RefSeq and is a predicted model, not a curated record. The coding region runs from base 1 to 1008 and encodes 335 amino acids. Lineage: Eukaryota; Metazoa; Arthropoda; Insecta; Diptera; Culicidae. The transcript has 3 exons.